CACUAGAAACCUUACUUUCUACAGAACAAACGUAUUCAUUUAUACUCUAGAGUCAUUGAUUCCCAAUCAACUAGUAUGUUCAUUAGGAUAAGUACAGCCAAGUUUCUAGGCCAUCCAUAUUGAAAGAGAUCAGGAAACAAGAACCAAAUCUUAAUACCAAGAGGUGGGAGCAAAGAAAUCAACCUGUUUGAACAAGUUCGUCUCGAUGACGUCAUAUAUUGAUUCUUAUGACUUCAUUGUAUGCUAAAAAGAUGACAAUGCUUGCUGGACGAAUAUUCAGAGAUGUUGGCAAACAAGUUGAUAGCAAAUCAAUGAAAGUUGUUCGAAUAAUGAGUGAAUUACCUCGCCCAAUGAUCUUAAAAGAUUAUUAUCCUCCAUUAGAAGAAUAUAGUAAUAUUUUACAAAAACUACGCUAUUUGGGUUUGUUUAGAAAUGAACAUGCAGAUUUUCGUGAAGAAAUGGCACGUCUACGUCAAUUGCGUGGCAAAGGGAAACGGAAAAAGGGUGAAAGUAAACGAGGACUAUCACAAUAGUGACAUUAUUUACUUUGUUAUUUGUUUUCCUAAAAAAUAUUUUGUAUAUAUUUACUAGCAGUUUGUAAACAGUAUCGAAUCUUUAAAGUAAUACUAUUAUGUGUUGAAAUAA
Molecule: messenger RNA, 645 nt
Organism: Schistosoma intercalatum
Lineage: Eukaryota; Metazoa; Platyhelminthes; Trematoda; Strigeidida; Schistosomatidae
Source: the annotation of a GenBank genome assembly